UAUCACAUCCGGGACAAGCCGCAAGGACGUUAGUUAAGUAACUUUACUACCGUUUGCUACUAUAAAUUGCCGUGUUGUGUUAGUAGUAUUUAUUAUCCGAGUUAACGAUGAGUAGCCAUGUUUCUAAAGUAUGUUCGUUGUACAAAAGGAUUCUUGUACUGCAUCGCUUGAUGCCGAUACAUUUAAGAGCGCUGGGCGACCAGUACGUGAAAGAAGAGUUCAGAAGACACAAGACUGCUUCUCCGCAACAAGCAGACAAUUUCAUGACAGAAUGGCAGAACUACAAGGACAUUCUGCAAUCCCAGAUCCUGGAAUCAUCCGGGGACCAACGCACCUCACCGAGGUUUGGGAUCGACAUGGCUGAGGAGAAACUAAGCGACUUCCAAGAUGAACAGAUAGGCCAACUGUACGAGCUCCUGCUCGAAUCCACUAAACCCAAUAGGCAAUUUCACAUCCAGGAGGACACCAAAUGAACGAGCAUUCAAUGCGUACCAGCCUCCAUAUCGGACUCCAUACACCGCUAUCAGUUUUACAAUUCAAAACUCCAAAUAUUCAGAGAAAAAUGUCAUAAUACUACAACAAGAAAAGUCGUACUCUAUGUAGUAUUCUGGUCACUCUGGGCAUCAUGUCAUGUUAUGAGACAUGACAUUAGAUCACAUGACCUUCCACAACUGCAUGGAGACUAGCUACUGAGCCGGCAGAACCAAUACUGAAUGGAAAAGCUAAAAAGUUUCUCCUCUCGUUUUGUGUGGAAGUGGUAAGAUCUGUGCUUCUUUUUCCUUCUUUCCCUUUCGGCGUUUCAAAAAACACUUAUAGAAUAAGUAAACCGGAGAGGCUAGUUAGCUUGCUACGCUAGCAGGGAUCGUCUAUUUUUGAUCCGUAGCGUGCUAAUGUGAUGUAAACAAAGAAUAAUAGGAGUGUAAAAUAGAAUUUUGGUGUCACGAGCAGGCAUGCAAAUUUAUGAUAUUUGGUUUGUGGGUGGAAAAUAUGCUAACAAAAUAUUGACGCUAAAGUAUAUAUAUAACUUUGCAGUAUUUUCAAAAUAUUUCAGUGGCCCUAGCAUACUUUCAUUUAUCACCGUGUGCUGAAUUAAUCUAUUUAAAGAGACAGUACAUGAUAUUAAUAAAUGGUACAGACUUUACUGGUUUUUGUUGAUAUGAAAAUCUGCUUGGGUUUUAGUGGUUUAGAGUCACGAUACCGUGUUUUUUUUUAGCUUUCAAAAUUGCUGCUAAAUAUUAUAAAAUUAUUCACGACGUACGCUGCUCUCUUGACUGCUUGCUUGUUUAUCCGUUUAUCCCUUUAAGUGCUUGUGCUUUCAAAUUGUCAUCUGUUUUUUUUAUAAAAUGGGAUUUGUCGAGCUUUUAGCCGAGGUUAUUCUACUUAGGUGUGAUUAUGGAUAGUGGGCCGGUUACCGUAGCAACACAGACACACCCCAGCAAUGAUAUGAUUAAUUUUUUAAAAACGGGCUGUAACCAAUUUAACGGGGAUGCAAAGACAAAAAAAAAAAGCUUUGCCUAUAUAGUACAUUGCGCACCAUUUUGUCAUCAAUUUAUUCCUCUUUUACUUUUUAUUCCACUUUAUUCUUUUGUGUGCUAACUCUUCCCAGAUUCCUCAACUGAUUCAAAACAAUCCGGCUUCAAAAUGUUCAGCUGAAUAUUAGCCAUCAGGACCCACAUUUAUUGUCAUUUCAUAUUCACUGUGACGAUUUUCCCAUUGAAAAUGAAUGGGGAAUUUAUUUGGCGCCCCCUACUGGUGUAAAAAAAAUUUCCCAUUACUUAGAGUGAUUGUUUCCCAACCACAUAGUUUUGAUUCCCGCUCCAAUUACUCAACAUGUUUAUACAUUGCGACAUUUAUAGCGUUAUGAUUUAACAUGGAUACAAAAACACUACAGCCGAACGAUGCCAGGACGAGUCACUUUGUUGUGUGCGGUGUCAAGACACAAGAAUUGAUGUUCCGUCGAUCAAGGGUUUGAAAUUUGGGAGUGAAAUCGACCAAUUGUGAGCCUUGUAAACCCAAAUGCCCGUACCAAUCUAAAGCUUUUUAAAGCACCACCCAUUUUUUAUGGCAUGUUUUGCAAGGUACAAAUAGACAGGAAGUCGCACAUACGGCGGACAUGUUUGUUCUGGCUGCUUCAGUGGGGUCGGAGGUGAAGUACAACAAAGGCGGGAACACCAGCCAAUGGGCAAAGGGCAGCAUAGAAAACAAGGAAAGGCAAAGGAGCAAUGAUUCUCAGUUGAUGAAUCGGGACCCAAAAUUGUGGAAGAAUUCUGGGUGGGUUGCAGACAGGAAGUAAAAAAAAAAAAAAAAAUUGUGUAUAUAAUUUCCGGUGUGUAACCUGUUCUUAAAGUUUGUACCCUGCAUCGUAUACAGUAGUGCAGCUAAGCUCUACCUCAGAACGCUAAACUCAUCACACAACAACUUAACACCCAUAAUAAGUAUACAAACAAGCACCAAUACAAGUUUAAAAUGGAAGAUAAGAUAAGAUAUGCCUUUUUCGUCCCUCAGUGGGGAAAUUUGCAGGAAAAAAAUAUUUAAUUAUAAAAAUUAUAAAAAUUAUAAAAAUUAUAAAAAUUAUAAAAAUUAUAAAAAUUAUAAAAAUUAUUUCAUAUAUUAUAUUAUUUAAAAUAUUAUUUAAAUAUUUUCCCGUAAUGCAUUGUUGGUGUCUGCCAGUGUGCUGCAAUGAUAUCAGCCUCCCUCUGGGAUGUGAUGUUGUUUUUCAGGCUACAAAUGGCCAUGGUUCCGCACUUUGGACACCCCCUGGAUUAAGAGGCGUGUCCUUUAGACUUUUGUCCAUGUAAGCGUGUGCACGGAAAACAGAAGUUGUUUAUAAUAACUCGGAAGACGAAUGUGUCCCGUUUUGGUGCCAAGCUGUGGUCAAAGACGGGGGGGGGGGGGGUUGAGAGGCUUUUAAGAAUAUUAGCUGAUAUUAAAGUGCUGUGUGAGGGACAGUAAUAAGCGGAACUCAAUGUUUUUUUUGUAGCCAUUAGAGGCUACCGAUUAUUUAUUUUUAUUUUUUAGCAUUCAGUGAACAGUUGCAAACAUCGUGAGGUGUGUUUAUUCACAACGAAUAGUAAUGCUUCUUUCAGGCCGAGCGAUGAUGUCGUUAUUUUUCCAUUAUUAUUCACGCGGAAGUGCAAAACUCUUCUGUCCGGAGAGACAAGCGUGCUGAAGCAGUUAAGUUAUGCAAUCGUAAGAACGCUCAAACGUCACAAUGGUUGUUCCGACAAUGGUCACGUACGUGAAUGACGUAUGGAUGGAAUGAGUACACGAUACCGUCCACGAGGUGUUUUCCCGGUAUCGUGGUUUCGAUAUUUGUCAUGAAACAACAUGCUUCAAGUAGUGGACACGGACAUAAAUACUAAUUUUAUUUUCAUAAUAUUACUUUAUUCCCAAUAUUAGGGAAGCAAUAUAGCAAUACAAGCAAUAUAUUCUGCUUGUGAACGGGAGUUUUGCACAAAACAAGGGAAGCUGACGUCAUCGCAGUUCUCCAAUGAAUGCGUUCCUCAGAUGCAAUGCCUUAUGGAACAACUUAAAAUAAAUAAAUAAAUAAAUAAAUCAGAGUGGUUAGUGCACAGACCUCACAGCGAGGAGACCAGGGUUCAAUUCCACCCUCGGCCAUCUCUGUGCAUGCGUGGGUUUUUCUCCGGGUACUCAGACUUCCUCCCACAUUCCAAAAACAUGCUAG
Doryrhamphus excisus (bluestripe pipefish) is the source of this 3685-nucleotide messenger RNA. RefSeq names its product succinate dehydrogenase complex assembly factor 3 (gene sdhaf3). The record is from RefSeq and is a predicted model, not a curated record. NCBI's taxonomy places the organism in Eukaryota, Metazoa, Chordata, Actinopteri, Syngnathiformes, Syngnathidae. Gene Ontology annotation, biological process: mitochondrial respiratory chain complex II assembly; succinate metabolic process. Gene Ontology annotation, cellular component: mitochondrial intermembrane space; mitochondrion.